GCUGUAAGUACAACCAGCUCAACAGCCACUUCCACUGCAUCCGCGAGGGCUGCCAGUUCUCCUUCCUGCUGAAGCACCAGAUGACCUCGCACGCACGCAAGCACAUGCGCAGGAUGCUGGGGAAGAACUUUGACAGGGUCCCGUCCCAGGCCAUGUCCCUGGGAGGUCAGAGGUCGGAGGACAUGCAGCACCUGACCUCCGGGCCGACGGGGGGCCAGCAGGCCGGCCUGAACUCGGGGUACGGGGGCCUCAUGGACGACACCGACGACUACAUGGACUACAUGGGCGGGGCCAGUCCCCUGGGGCUGUCCUCGGAGUCCUCCAAUCAGGACCGCAGCUGCUCCAGCACCCCCGUGGGGAACGAGGGCUCCCCCGCAGGCAACACCAUCUCCAUCCCGACGGCGACAGGCGCCAAGAAGCGCUUCUGGAUCAUCGAGGACAUGUCGCCGUACGGCAAGCGCAGCAAGACGGCGUCCUCGCGCAAGAUGCUGGACGAGGGCAUGAUGCUGGAGGGCUUCCGGCGCUACGACCUCUACGAGAACUGCAAGGACCUCAACUGCCAGUUCUCCCUGAAGGUCACCCACUACCACUGCACGCGCGAGAACUGCGGCUACAAGUUCUGCGGCCGCACGCACAUGUACAAGCACGCGCAGCACCACGACCGCGUGGACAACCUGGUGCUGGACGACUUCAAGCGCUUCAAGUCCACGCUCAGCUGCCACUUCCCCGACUGCCAGUUCUCGGGCAACAGCACGCACUUCCACUGCCUCCGCUGCGGCUUCAGGUGCACCGACAGCACCAAGGUGACCGCGCACCGCAAGCACCACGGCAAGCAGGACGUGAUCACCGCCGCCGGCUUCUGCCAGUUCAGCUCCAGCGCCGACUGCGAGGUCGCCGACUGCAAGUACAAGCUCAAGUGCUCGCACUUCCACUGCACCUUCCCCGAGUGCCGGCACACGGUGGUGGGCAUGUCCCAGAUGGACUCCCACAAGCGCAAGCACGAGAAGCAGGAGCGCGGCGGCGGAGAGCUCACGGCCUCCCCGGGAGGGCAGGAGGCGGGCCGCCACCACCACCACCACCCCCACCCUCAGCCCCACCACCCCCACCACCCCCAGCACCAACAGCACCACCACCUCCACCCACACCCCCACCCCCACCACGGGGGGCUGGGCGGGGGGCUGGGCGGGAUGCCCCACGCCGCCACCUCCUCCUCCUCGUCUUCCGCCAUGGCGGCGGCCGGCAUGGCGCUCUCGGGCCCCUCCCCCGCCGGCCUCCACGGCCUGGUCCACGGGAGCAGCGCGGGCUCGCCCCUGAUGUACCCGCCCGUCAGCAUGGCGUCCGAGUACGGCCACGCCUACCCGCCGCCGCCGCCGGCCGUGAGCCUGGACGGCUCGCUGAACCUGGACGGCUCGCUGAACCUGGGCGCCGACGCCGCCGGCAGCUCGCUGUUCUUCCUGAAGAGCGCGGCGGCGGCUGGCCUGGGCCUCGGCGACUCGCUGGACCUCAGCAAGAAGAUGCACCACAGCUCGGCCAUCAUGGCCGCCGCCGCCGCCGCCGCCGCCGCCGGGAGCCACCACCACCACCAGCCCCGCCCCCAGCACCCCCACCCCCUCCCCCUCCACCACCACCACCACCUGCUCCACGGGGCGGAGCAGCAGCAGCCUCCGCAGGACGGCCCGGCCCGCGGGACGUCCGGCCACACGGAGGACGACCUCUCCCCCGAGGAGGGCGCCCCCGCUGGCGAGGAGGAAGAGGAGGAGGAGGACGAGGAGGAGGACGAGGAGGACGAGGAGGAAGAGGAGGAUGAGGAGGCGGAGGAGGACCUCAACACCGACUCGAAUGACGACUCGAUGCCCGGGCCGGACGCAGGGAAGGACAACGGGGAACGCUUUCACGCUCCCGUCAACCACAGCGACACGCCCCAGGGGGAGGAGCCUGGGGCCACGCCCGCGGCCGCGCCCGGCCUCUAGGGAGGGGCGCGGUGACGCGACGGCGUGCGUGUACACUAUGAACCAACAGACUCACUGAAGGGUGUGGCCUCAUUUAUCACGUCUAGGGACGCUCGGCGAGGACAAAGGACACGCAACACAACGGAAAGAAGACGGUAAUAAAUAAAGGAAAGACAAAAACAAGACGACACGGUGACGCCACGGCCCGAAAUGAUUUAUUAUGAUGUUUACAAGAUGACCAACAUUAUUAAUUCAAUUAUGCAUUAAAAGAUGAACGAAGACACCAAGAAUACGGCCCUCUGUUCCCCGAAGGGGGGCGCAGCAAUGAAUACGUUUUACUACUACAUCAGUCUUUUUGUGUGCGUGCAUGUGUGGCUUUAAGUUAUUUUAUUUCUUUGUUUUUUCGGUUCACUUUUUUGUGUGUGGAAAAAAAAUACUUAAGAAAAACCAGAAAAAACAACUCUCUCUAUAUAUAAAUAACUAUAUAUGUACGUAUGUGUCAGGAUGUUGAUAUACUAAAAGGAAGUUGGUGGUGUGUGCAGUCGACGCGUACUGCUGCGGCCCGGCCGACAUUAUAGGGAAACUGAUCACUGAGGUGAAGCUUUAAAACAGAAUGUGCUCAAACGUUUGAUAGUUUUAUCUGUAUUAUUAUUAUUAUUAUUACUUCUAUGAUUCUUAUUAUGAUCCAUCGAGAGCCAGAGUUAAAACACUGCUCUGACCUCGCUCUCUCUCUCUCUCUCGCCCGUCAACAGUUGAAGGUGUUUUAUGUGUUCAUGACGUGGGCCGUUGGAAAUGGCCGUCGAACCCCGUUUGGCUAGUAGUCAGUCUGUUUAAACUCUCCCCCUCUCUCUCUCUCUCUCUCUCUCUCUCUCUCUCUCUCUCUCUCUCUCUCUCUCUCUCUCUCUCUCUCUCUCAACGCCCUCCACCUAGCACAACGAAAACAAGAACACCAACCUCUUGUGAUGUUCCCCCCCUUCCCCCCUCCCCCCUCCCACCUCCACUGAGGAAUCCAGUUUGUUUAUCGAUAGUGCACUUUUAUAUUAGCCGGCUAUGAUGACGAUGAUGAUGAUGAUGAUUAUGAAUAGUGACGAUGAUCUUGGUGAUUAUGCUUAUGAGGUUGGAUAGAUGCUGAAAGAGAUAUUUAAAAAUAUUUUUGUUACCGUUUUGCAUCACUUGCGUUUUAAUUUGGCCGUGCGUCGUUGCCGUUGGUCUGAAGCAUAUCGGCUUUGUUUGAUUGUUUUUGUUUGUUGUUGUUUUGCGUUUGUUUUUUUGCGGGCGAGGUUGAGACUAAUGAGCUAGUGGCGGGAAAAAACCGACGUGUGUGGAGUAAAAAAAAAGAAAAGGCGAGAGUGUUUCAAAUGUACAGACUCAGACACCAUGCCUCCACAGAGAGGGCUUGUACCCUGCUCUUCACCACGGCCACGGUUCAGCUCCUUCAACGCUUUUUAUUUAAUAUUUAUGUGAUCUUCCAAUGAAAAAAAUUAGGGUGUUAUUGCACUUUUUUUUGGGGGGUUAUUUUCAUUUUUUCCGUUUCAAAAACAUGACAUUUAUCUUUUAACAGGGACGUUUUGCUUUAAUUUGUUUGUUUUUAGUUUUAAGUUUGCUUUGAUGCACAAAAUAGAUGUUAGCGUGACAAAGUCGUUCUGUGAUUUAUUUAAAGACUGGUUUUAUUUACUUCUGUGAUCGGGGUUUUAGACGUGGAAACGGCUUCGAUGGAAAAGGUGGAGCCUGUAAAAAAAAUAUAUACAACACUAAAUGCGAACUGUGAUUUGAAUAUCGUUUGAAAGAUCGCUGCAAUGCUCAGAUACUGUAGGAUUGAAUUACAAAACUUGUCAAAGACACCCUUUGGUUUUGUACCGAGAAUGUUUAAGAAAGAGGAGUGGACAUUAUUAUAAAUUAUCUCCUGAACUUGGCAUUGGUAAAGAAAUCAUCGUACUAUAAGGGAAUAUGUGUGUAACUGAAAUUUCUCCCAAUAUUGUUUUGAGAAGAAAAAGGGUUGUACAGUAUUUUCCUCUGUAAAAAAAAAAACACAAAAAAACAAUAUAUGAUCAAAAUGCUCUUUGAUGAACAGCUUCAUUUAAAAAGAAAAAGGUAAAAAGGAUAAUAAAUAAUAAAAAAGUGAAAUAGCCUCACCCUAGUUUGCUUGUGUGUGUGACAGUCUCUCUUCCUGUAAAUGAAAGACAAACCUCCCAUUGGCAGCGAUAGAAAUGUCCUCUUUUACCUUGUUUAUUCUUGCAUCGCAAAAUCCUUUUUACAUUUCCCAAACAAUGCUAAAGCCCAUACUUAAAAAAGAAAAACACUGAUUUGAAUUUAUGUUCCUGAUUUAUUUAACAUGUUUGUAUUUUUCUUUGUCAUUUGUGUGUGCGUGCUCUUUUUUUAAUUUCAUUAAUUACAAUGAUUUGGUUUCUAUUAGUUUGCGGUGUGCAUGCCUGAUUGACAGUCUGUGAUGUGUCUCUGGACUCGAUAGCAGCUCAGCGCACAUCACUUCCUUGUUUAAUUCUAUAUUGUCACAAUAGUUAUUGACCUGGGAGACCAUGUACACUUGAAUAAAUACAGUGUGUGUGCGUGCGUGUGUGUAUGUGCGAGUGUGUGUAGGUGUGUGCGGGUGUGUGCACGAGCGUCUGUAAAAUAGCGGAAUUUGUAAAGAAUUGACAAUAAAGAAAUUAUGAAUUAUUAUAACAACA
This is a messenger RNA of Gadus morhua (Atlantic cod), 4633 nucleotides long. It is a transcript of the gene casz1, whose product is annotated as castor zinc finger 1. The record is from RefSeq and is a predicted model, not a curated record. Gene Ontology annotation, biological process: positive regulation of transcription by RNA polymerase II; regulation of neuron differentiation. Gene Ontology annotation, molecular function: DNA-binding transcription factor activity, RNA polymerase II-specific; RNA polymerase II transcription regulatory region sequence-specific DNA binding. Gene Ontology annotation, cellular component: nucleus. NCBI's taxonomy places the organism in Eukaryota, Metazoa, Chordata, Actinopteri, Gadiformes, Gadidae.